Molecule: messenger RNA, 768 nt
Organism: Lolium rigidum
Lineage: Eukaryota; Viridiplantae; Streptophyta; Magnoliopsida; Poales; Poaceae
Product: threonine synthase 1, chloroplastic-like
Exons: 1
Coding region: 8-535 (175 amino acids)
Source: RefSeq, a predicted model, not a curated record
CUUCGAGAUGUGCCGUGCUCUUGGUCUCGUGGACCGUCUGCCACGGCUUGUCUGUGCGCAGGCUGCCAAUGCCAACCCACUGUACCGGUACUACAAGUCAGGAUGGACCCAGUUCCAGCCACAGGUGGCUGAGCCGACGUUUGCCUCUGCGAUUCAGAUCGGUGACCCGGUGUCGGUCAACCGCGCCGUCGUCGCCCUCAAGGCCACGAACGGCAUCGUCGCGGAGGCCACCGAGGAGGAGCUCAUGAAUGCCAUGUCUCUCGCUGACCGCACCGGAAUGUUUGCCUGCCCGCAUACUGGGGUCGCUCUUGCGGCGCUCUUCAAGCUCAGGUUAGACUGUACCAUCGGGCCAAACGACCGCACUGUGGUCGUCAGCACCGCGCACGGUCUCAAGUUCUCCCAGUCCAAGAUCGACUACCAUGACAAGAAGAUUGAGGACAUGGCCUGCAAGUAUGCUAACCCACCCGUUAGCGUGAAGGCCGACUUUGGUGCCGUCAUGGACGUUCUCAAGAAGAGGCUCAAGGGUAAGCUCUGAGUCUGCCCUCUUGCCAACCUCUCCAAUUUCAGUUGUCUUGUGCAUCUGAUUAAAAUGUGAUCGUUUGCCGUGGAGCAUUUGAUGGAAACCUUGAUUUGAUAUCGUUUAGGUGAGACUCUUCUAGAUGUGUCUGUGGAGAAUGGUUAGGGAGUGGGUUAUCUCUUGUACUGUCAUGUGUUCUAUCGAUAAUAAAUGUUUGUCUUGAUAUUCAUUCAAUAAAUCAUUCAAGCAUG